CACAGGCGCCAUUAGCGAAAGCGAACACUCCUUAUUAAGCUCUCUCUCUCUCUCUCUCUCUCUAUAUCAUCGUCCCCAAGCAAACCCUAACCCUAAACCUAGCCCUAGACGCAUCUCCGAAGCUCCAAACCCUCCGAUCCCAACCUCGCCGUCGCCGUCCUCGUCGCCAUUGUCGAGCUCAUCUUCUUCUUCUUCCCCCUCCCUAUCUCUCUCUCUCUCUCUCUCUCUCUCUCUCUCUCUCUCUCUUUGUUUUUUUAAGAAACCCUAGUUUCUUUGGUUCCCAUUUCCUUGUACUAGUUUUUCUCCAAUAAACUAUUCACCGAUCUUGGACUAUUCUACUUGUCCUUGGACUUAUUCUCAGCCCCGCUCCCCACCUGACCAAACCCAUCUGGAUCCCCCUCAACUCCGCGUUUGAACGCUUCUUCCUUUGAGCAAGAGCUCGGCAACAAUAAGAAGAAGCAGUAGUAGAAGAAGCGGAAGAGGAAGAGAGCGGUGGAGUUGAAUCGGUCGUGUGAUGAUCUGGUGAGGCCGUGUAGUAGAUCAAAAGAGUAGCACCAUGGCAUCGAACAGCGCGCUUCGAAAUAGCCGAUCGGCCCGCAUGGCCGCAUCGGCCGCCGAUCCGCUUCAGGGCGGCGGACGCCCCGCUGCGGCCCCUCCGGCCCCCACUGUAAAAUUUGCGCGUCGGACCCAAUCCGGUCGCUACGUGAGCUACUCCCGCGACGAUCUCGAUAGCGAAAUUGGUAGUGGAGAGUUCUCCCAGGAGUUUACGAACUACCAUGUCCAUAUUCCUGCCACUCCCGAUAACCAGCCGAUGGAGGUCUCGAUCGACCCGUCGAUCUCCGCUAAAGUCGAAGAACAAUAUGUGUCCAACUCCCUCUUCACCGGCGGCUUUAACAGUGUAACUCGUGCGCAUUUGAUGGACAAAGUGAUUGAGUCGGAGGCCAGCCACCCGCAAAUGGCGGGGGCCAAGGGCUCCUCUUGCUCGAUCCAGGGCUGCGAUUCCAAAGUGAUGAGCGACGAGCGAGGAAUCGAUAUACUCCCUUGCGAGUGCGACUUUAAGAUCUGCGCCGAGUGCUUCGGCGAUGCUGUGAAGGCGGGCGGGAUUUGCCCGGGGUGCAAGGAGCCGUACAAGACCACGGAGUUGGAGGACAUUGUAAAUGAUAGUAGCAUGGGGGGCCAGCCGCACCUCUCGUUGCCUCCGCCGCCCGCGGGUGUUUCAAGGAUGGAGAGACGGCUGUCGAUAAUGAGGUCGCAGAAGAUGAUGAGCCGGAGCCAGACGGGGGAUUGGGAUCAUAACAGGUGGCUGUUUGAGACGAAGGGCACUUACGGGUAUGGGAAUGCGAUAUGGCCCAAGGAGAAUGGAGGGGAUGAUGGAAAUGGAGGAGAUGGGCAGCCGUCAGAGCUGUCGAGCAAGCCGUGGAGGCCGCUCACCCGCAAGCUGAAGAUCCCGGCGGCCAUUCUGAGCCCAUAUAGGCUUCUUAUCGCCAUUCGCAUGAUUGCCCUCGUCCUCUUCCUUAUGUGGAGAGUGAAGCACAAGAACAAGGACGCUAUGUGGCUGUGGGGAAUGUCGGUCGUCUGCGAACUAUGGUUCGCCUUCUCCUGGCUUUUGGAUCAGCUCCCGAAACUUUGCCCUGUGAACCGCGCCACUGACCUUGCCGUCCUAAAAGAAAAAUUCGAAACACCCACUCCCAACAACCCCACCGGAAAAUCGGAUCUUCCAGGCCUCGACAUCUUCGUCUCCACCGCCGACCCGGAAAAGGAACCCCCUCUUGUAACGGCAAACACCAUUCUCUCAAUUCUCGCAGCCGAUUACCCCGUCGAGAAGCUCUCUUGCUAUGUUUCAGACGAUGGUGGGGCCCUUCUUACUUUCGAGGCCAUGGCUGAGGCUGCCAGCUUUGCUAAUUUGUGGGUCCCAUUUUGUCGCAAGCAUGAUAUCGAGCCACGAAACCCUGAGAGCUACUUUAAUCUGAAGAAGGAUCCAUAUAAGAACAAGGUUAAAUCGGAUUUUGUGAAGGAUCGUAGACGGGUGAAGAGAGAGUACGAUGAGUUCAAGGUUCGGAUAAACGGGUUGCCCGAUUCGAUCCGCAGGAGGUCGGACGCGUACCACGCUCGCGAGGAGAUCAAGGCCAUGAAGAGGCAGAGGGAGAUGGCGGGUGAUGAUCCCAUCGAACAGGUGAAGAUCCCGAAAGCUACGUGGAUGGCGGAUGGUACACAUUGGCCCGGGACUUGGAUUAACCCGGGCUCCGAGCAUAGUCGCGGUGACCAUGCUGGAGUCAUUCAGGUAAUGCUGAAACCGCCGAGUGACGAGCCCUUGUACGGGAACAACGGUGACGAAGGCCGGCCCCUCGACUUCACUGAUGUGGAUAUCCGCCUACCGUUGCUGGUCUAUGUCUCUCGUGAGAAGCGGCCUGGCUACGACCACAACAAGAAGGCGGGGGCAAUGAACGCGCUCGUCCGCGCCUCUGCCAUCAUGUCGAACGGCCCUUUCAUCCUCAACCUUGACUGCGACCACUACGUGUACAACUCCCAGGCCUUCCGCGAGGGCAUGUGCUUCAUGAUGGACCGUGGCGGGGACCGCCUUUGCUACGUCCAGUUCCCCCAGCGGUUCGAGGGAAUCGACCCCUCCGACCGCUAUGCUAACAACAAUACUGUCUUCUUCGACGUCAACAUGCGCGCCCUCGACGGCCUCCAAGGCCCAGUGUAUGUGGGGACCGGUUGUCUCUUCCGCCGCAUUGCUCUUUAUGGCUUCGACCCUCCCCGGGCGAAGGAACACGGCGCAGGUUGCUGCAGCUGCUGCUUCCCUGGACGGCGGAAAAAUGUUUCUGCCGUCGCAUCGGAGGAGACGAGGGCGCUCCGAAUGGGAGACUUUGAUGAGGAGGAGAUGAACCUUUCGACUUUUCCGAAGAAGUUCGGGAACUCGAGCUUCUUGAUUGACUCGAUCCCCAUUGCGGAGUUCCAGGGCCGGCCCCUCGCCGACCAUCCCGCUGUCAAGAACGGCAGGCCGCCCGGCGCCCUCACCAUCCCCCGUGACCUUCUAGACGCGUCGACCGUCGCGGAGGCCAUCAGCGUGAUCUCGUGCUGGUACGAGGACAAGACGGAGUGGGGUCAUCGUGUUGGGUGGAUCUACGGAUCCGUGACUGAGGACGUCGUCACGGGCUACAGAAUGCACAACAGGGGAUGGAAGUCUGUUUAUUGCGUGACCAAGCGCGACGCAUUCCGAGGGACCGCGCCAAUCAACCUCACUGACCGGCUCCACCAGGUGCUCCGGUGGGCGACGGGCUCAGUCGAGAUCUUCUUCUCCCGCAACAACGCCCUUCUCGCAAGCCCUAGAAUGAAGUUUUUACAGAGGAUCGCGUACCUCAACGUCGGUAUCUACCCCUUCACCUCUAUCUUCCUCAUCGUCUACUGCUUCCUCCCGGCCCUCUCUCUCUUCUCGGGGCAGUUCAUCGUCCAAACCCUCAACGUUGCAUUCCUCACAUACCUCCUCACCAUCACCGUGACGCUCUCUGCGCUCGCGGUUCUUGAAAUCAAGUGGUCGGGAAUCAAUCUCGAAGAGUGGUGGAGAAACGAGCAAUUCUGGCUUAUUGGAGGGACAAGUGCCCACCUUGCCGCUGUGAUCCAAGGGCUGCUGAAGGUGAUUGCCGGUAUCGAAAUCUUCUUCACGCUCACCUCGAAAUCGGGAGGCGACGACGUCGACGACGAGUUCGCUGAUCUGUACAUCGUGAAGUGGUCGUCGCUGAUGAUUCCGCCCAUCACCAUCAUGAUGGUGAACCUGAUCGCGAUCGCUGUCGGGUUCAGCAGGACAAUAUACAGCGUCGAUCCACAGUGGAGCAAGCUGCUGGGGCGGGAUGUUCUUCAGUUUCUUGCGGUGCUGGCCUCUCUCUAUCCCUUUGCGAAGGGGUCAUGGGUGAGAGGGAGAACUCGACGAUCGUCUUUCGUGUGGUCGGGCUCUUACGCCAUCACCAUUUCGCUACUUGAGGUCGCCGAUCAUCCCCCGUCAGCAAAUUCUCAGAUCGGCCGGUUCCUUCAAUUCCGUUAA
Molecule: messenger RNA, 4039 nt
Organism: Ananas comosus (pineapple)
Lineage: Eukaryota; Viridiplantae; Streptophyta; Magnoliopsida; Poales; Bromeliaceae
Product: cellulose synthase-like protein D2
Biological process (GO): cellulose biosynthetic process; plant-type primary cell wall biogenesis
Cellular component (GO): plasma membrane; trans-Golgi network
Molecular function (GO): cellulose synthase (UDP-forming) activity; mannan synthase activity
Source: RefSeq, a predicted model, not a curated record